Molecule: messenger RNA, 1570 nt
Organism: Colletes gigas
Lineage: Eukaryota; Metazoa; Arthropoda; Insecta; Hymenoptera; Colletidae
Product: protein Star-like
Exons: 6
Coding region: 207-1229 (340 amino acids)
Source: RefSeq, a predicted model, not a curated record
CGUCGCGCCGCGGCGCUCACGCUCUUCGAUUCCUUUUGGAAAUCUCUUUAUUCCGGGGGGAGGGUAGAACGUUCACGUUGCAACAGUCGCGAGUGGUUCAUCAGGGGGCAAGGAAAACGUCUCGGAGGAUGUGCGCGGUCUGGUGAAACUGAUGUCUUUUGAACGACGAUCGCGUCACACACGGGACGCGAGACGGAACCACGUGAAUGCCUCACGCCACUGAACCUUCCUUUCCACCGGGCGAAUUAUUCUGGACCGGCAUGGAUCCCGUGAAAGCCAAAAUGGCCCCCACAGGGAUGCCACCGGUCACCGGUGUCCUGCAACCACCCACAGGCUCGACGCUGACAGGGUCCACGAUGUCCAGCCACAAGAAAAGCUGGUGGAGAAGAGUGGCACCCUGCCUGGCCUUUCUCGCGGCUUUUUCCACCGCCAUGGCCUUGCUUCUCGUCUGGAGCGAAGCUGCGGCCUUGAGGAGGCAGGCAUUCGACGCUAACAUGACCAGGGAUUACGUGUUGAACAGCGUCUCGAUGGACAAUCCGGAAUUGGUCGCGUAUAUCAGAGAGGUACAAUUGAAACCCACGACGCAACAAGAUCCGUUGAAUGCUACCCAGACCUCGGAGGAGAGGUACGUUUCGAGCCUGACGGAGGGAAAACGCGAGGGCGUCUACGUAGAAUACAUUAGCAGGAUAGGAGCCGUUUCUAGCACGGGAUGGCUAGAGCGCAAUUCCAGCUGGAGGGGCGUUUUGAUACUGACCGAUCCUAGAAGCUUCUUCGAGGCUCACAGAAGCACCAGGAAUCAAAAGACCAGAGUCUUGCACGCUUGUCUUAGCACCGAUAAGGAUACCAAAGAGAUUACGUAUCAUCAGGAAUCUGAGGUUCAAGUUACCAAAUUAGGGGAGGGUCCGAACAGUCUGGUGUCGUCGGACGAGGGUCUGCCAACCACGAGAUUGAAGUGUUUCCCAUUGUACAGCGUUUUGCUCGCCUAUAGCGCCACCACGUUGGAUUACCUGAGCCUGGACAGUCCGGACGCCCAAGACGGCCAGGUACUCGACACGAUUCCCUGGGAGACGACGAGAAUAUCCGUCGUGUCCAUACGCUGGAGUUCUCAGCACAGCGAGACGGAAACGAGAGGUCUGAUCGAUAAGAUGACUGGCAGAAGGUACAAGCUGAUGUACACCACCGACACCGGGAAGCUGAUCUUUUUGUACAACGCGUUGCUAAAGAUUUGAACAGAAGACUCGAGCUACUUUCAACACUGGACCGUUCUACGUUCCUUGCGCGACAGUUUAUCGCGAUGGGAAACAGUUUUUCGUCGAGCAAACGAAAGACCGUUCGAUGUCGAAUCGCGGACUUUCGUUUCCCGUAGGAACAUGUUUCAUCCUCGCGCGUAAGCACGAUCGUAGAACAAGUCAAGUUUAUCGUAGAUCACGACAAGUUUCGUUUCAGUUUACAAUCGCACGGCUGGUCGAACCGUUAUCGACGAUCUAGGAACACGGAAUUCUUUCUACCUUAUCAUUAUAUUUUUUUUUUGUUAUUUUAAAUAUGCUAUCGAUUUAACGGACACAUGACA